Molecule: messenger RNA, 900 nt
Organism: Emiliania huxleyi CCMP1516
Lineage: Eukaryota; Haptophyta; Isochrysidales; Noelaerhabdaceae
Exons: 1
Coding region: 1-900 (299 amino acids)
Source: RefSeq, a predicted model, not a curated record
AUGGCGAACCUCGAGCCGGUGGAGAAGACCGCUGUCGUGUCGGACUCGACCGGCGCCGAUGCGGCGCCAGCAAUUCGGGCGCGGCCGACUCGCUCCAGUUCGGCGCAGCUCGCCUUGGAGCCCACCGCGCUCUUAAAUCGCCUCGAGACCAUGCUCCUCGGCAACCAACCCGUCCCCGCACCCUCCAACGAGGUCAGCAUCGUCGGCGAGGUCACCAACGGCAUCAUCAUCGCCGCGAAAGCUGCCGUAAACACGCUCUUUUCGUCGCAGCGGCGCGGCGCGCUGAUGGCUCUCCAGAUAAAGAACCUGAAGAAGGCUGCGCUGGCGUACCUUGUGUGGGACCUACGCGGCGAGCUGGCGGGCGCGCGACUCGAGCAGGCGGUCGUGUACGGCAAGCGGCUCGAGACGCACGCGAGCGGCGUGGACAAGGAGUUGGGCAAGUGCAAGCGGCGGCAGGCGGGCGCGGAGGCGCUUCUCGCUGUCGUUCCAGAAACGUUGCAGGACGUGCCCACGCCAGAGGAGCCCGCGGUCGAGGAGGAGCCGGCGGUCGAGGACCUGCCGGCCAGCGACUCCCGUCCCGACGACGCGUCUUCGGACAGCGAUCGGGAAAGCGUCUUCGAACGUCGGGUGACCCGUCGGAUGAUCGACGCCGGCCUGAACGAGGCGCAAUUCGAUGAUAUGCGGAACGUUUACGGGAUUCAGCUCGCCCACGAGGACAAGUGCCACGAGUGUGCCAAGCUGCAGGCUCGGGCAGUGAAACUGUAUGAUAUGCUCCUCCCGUACCUCGAGCGCGACUGGGUGCCACUGGAGGAGGCAUUCCAGCGGCUCGACCUUAUAGCUGCUCGGGAGCGCUCGGGUACCCUGGGUCGUGGGUAUGAUAGUGACACAACAUAUGUGUGA